Guillardia theta CCMP2712 is the source of this 804-nucleotide messenger RNA. RefSeq lists its product as hypothetical. The record is from RefSeq and is a predicted model, not a curated record. NCBI's taxonomy places the organism in Eukaryota, Cryptophyceae, Pyrenomonadales, Geminigeraceae. The transcript has a single exon. The coding region runs from base 1 to 804 and encodes 267 amino acids.
AUGACAGGGAAGACUGAGUCAGCAGAAACAUCUCAAGGGAGUGAAAGCUUCAUCUUCACAGGAGAUCUGUCCCGUAGAACCCUGUUCCGUUUGCUCGGGCCGUUGCUAGUUUGCGGUAUUCCUACCUCUCAGCCAGCUUUCGCACAGGACCUUGUUAGGGACGACAAGGUGGGAGAGAACGUCAGGAAAGCUGCGUCCAAAAUCCCUGGUUUCGGACCCAAGGAUGUUUUCUACCCGGAUUCCUUCCGUGGUAAAUGGAACGUAGAACGUACCAUCACCGGCGUUGAGCUCCUCGCGGCGAUUGAAGAUCAAGACUUGUACAAGAAGGUACUGAGUAGAAAAGACAAAGUUGAGCAGUACACAACGAGAUACAUCCCGAAGGAAGAUGGCACGAUAGCAGACCGGGAAUACAACACCCGACAGCUGCUUGCUGCAGAGGACGAGAAAGGCAUGGAUGUGCAGUGGAGUGCAAGCAACCCAAACGUCCUCACCGUUUCCUACCCUGACGGAAGGAUUGAGGAGCGCAAAGUGACCAAGAGGAGCAGCUCCAUGGGAGGGGACGGAAGUACGGCAGAGUUCACCGAGUUUGUACGCAUUGCUCAGCUGCAGAACGCUGGGUCCCUCACUGGGGUUGCACCAGCUCCCAGGAUCUCAGCUCGAUGGUAUAGAUGCAGGUUCAGAGUGGUGGACGCAGACACAGUAGAGAGCAUCCUCCUCGAGUAUGUUCUGCCUGAUGCUCGACCUGAUCCAAAGGACGCUUGGAUGAAAGUGAAGUACAUCAGCAGACUCAAGCGAGUUGCAUGA